UUGUAAUAUGUAAUAUACGUGGAAAUACGUUUUAUACGUGAUUUUUUAUUUGUUAGUGUUUUUUCGGUUUGUUUAUCUGAUAGUAACAAUAUUUCCAAUAAUAAACAAAGUGGUAACAAUAGUAGAAGUAUAGAAGUUUUUAACAAUUGCGUGAAUUGCGUUCUGAUAUGAAAUUUAAAGAAUAUAAAUUGCAAGCCGAAAUAAAAUUUGGAAACAUAACCUCAAAGUUAGCUAUUUAGCAAUAUAAUGUAAAUUUAGUAAAUUUAAACUUUGUGAUUUUACAAAAAGUGUUUAUUUAUACAACUUUAAGAUAAUUGGAGUUUUUUACUCGGUUUAUAUUUUUUAUCAUGUUACUUUUCUUUUGAUAGAAAUUUAUUUUUUCGUCUUAGAAAUAUUUUCUAGUCACAUUAAUUAGCUUCCUGUGGUUCCUAUUAUAAAUUUAAUGUUUCUCGAUGAGUUAAAAUUGACACUUUUGUGAAUAAUGAGCACACCAUUAGAAAAUUCAAAUCCGUUUGCUUCAAAUGCUUUUACACUUUUGGAGAAAGAAUCGUUUUUAACAAGUGGUUGUUCGAAGAUUGAUUCUGCCUUGAGGGGAGGAUUUUCUCGAAAAGGAAUUACUCAAAUUUAUGGAAAUGCAGGAACUGGAAAAACGCAAUUUGCUCUUCAAUUAUGUCUCACUGUUCAAAUACCAGAUUUACCGAAAUAUCUGCCUUCUGGUGCAAUCUACAUUUGUACGGAAGCUGCCUUUCCAACAGUACGUUUACAAGAAUUAUUGCGAAAAUCACAUAUCGCCAAAAAUUAUUCUAUUAGUGGUGAUCGAAUAUUUGUACAACAUAUUCCCGCAGUGGAGAAAUUGGAAGUAUGUAUUUGCGAAAAAGUUCCCGAUUUUAUGCAACAACAAAGAAUAGGAUUAUUAAUUGUCGACUCAAUUGCAGCGCCUUAUCGAGAUGAAUACGAUGAAAACGAAUUGAGACAAAGGGCUAAAAGUUUGAGAAAAAUUGGCAAACAAUUGUAUUCUAUUUCUAGUGAAUACAAAAUACCUGUCGUUUGCAUCAAUCAGGUAUCGGCUAAAAUAAAUAAUGAAACUUCAGGUAUAAGUGAAAAUGAGGAGAUACCCACUUUAGGGAUUAUUUGGUCAAAUUUAAUUACCAAUUCCAUUCGAUUGUCAAGAAGAAAUGAUCAACGAUUUAUGCAUACUGUACAUUCUUCUUAUUUACCACAAACAACGAUUGAAUAUGAAAUUCGGGACAUUGGAGUAGUUGGUCUUUAA
Leptopilina heterotoma is the source of this 1270-nucleotide messenger RNA. Its product is annotated as DNA repair protein XRCC3-like. Gene Ontology annotation, molecular function: ATP binding; four-way junction DNA binding; ATP-dependent DNA damage sensor activity. The transcript is spliced from 6 exons. Gene Ontology annotation, biological process: double-strand break repair via synthesis-dependent strand annealing; telomere maintenance via recombination; resolution of mitotic recombination intermediates. The coding region runs from base 482 to 1270 and encodes 262 amino acids. Gene Ontology annotation, cellular component: replication fork; Rad51C-XRCC3 complex. The record is from RefSeq and is a predicted model, not a curated record. Lineage: Eukaryota; Metazoa; Arthropoda; Insecta; Hymenoptera; Figitidae.